Molecule: messenger RNA, 2226 nt
Organism: Setaria italica (foxtail millet)
Lineage: Eukaryota; Viridiplantae; Streptophyta; Magnoliopsida; Poales; Poaceae
Product: two-component response regulator ORR25
Exons: 7
Coding region: 1-2226 (741 amino acids)
Biological process (GO): cytokinin-activated signaling pathway; phosphorelay signal transduction system
Molecular function (GO): DNA binding
Source: RefSeq, a predicted model, not a curated record
AUGGCCGGGGACCUGCUGGCUGCUGCACCUGCAGGGAGAGGGGGAUCGUGGCAAAGCCUCGCCGGGAAGCAAAGCGCCCGGCGCGGCCGCGUCGGCGGUGACCCCGGCGAGAAGGAAGAGAUGGACGCCGGCAAGUUUCCAGCGGGGAUGCGCGUGCUCGCCGUCGACGACGACCGCGUCUCCCUCAAGAUCCUAGAGAAACAACUGAAGCAUUGUAACUACAACGUGACAGCGGUGACGCACGCGAAGGAGGCGCUGGACAUGCUCAGGGAGAGGAAGGUCGGGGACCAGUUCGAGCUGGUGAUCAGCGACGUUGUGAUGCCUGACAUGGACGGCUUCAAGCUCCUUGAGCUCAUCGGCCUGGAGAUGGAUAUCCCAGUCAUCAUGCUAUCUGCGAAUGACGAGACAGAGACUGUGAUGAAGGGGAUAAAUCAUGGGGCUUGUGACUAUUUGGUAAAGCCAGUGCGCCUUGAACAACUUAGGGGCGUAUGGACUCAUGUUUUGAGGAAUAGUAAGACUGAUCCAAGGAACAGCACCAGUGGUGGCAAUGAUGAUGCUGAUCAGAAGCUACAAUCUGGGGAUGGUGAUAAGGGUGAGAGGGAUGGUGCAAACCAGAACAGGAGGAAUUCUAAAAAGAAGAAAAAUGAUGUGGAUGGUGCUGAUGAGGGCAAGGAGAACACAUCCCCCCAGAAGAGGCCAAGGGUCCAGUGGCCUGGCGAUCUACACCGCAAGUUCGUAGAAGCUGUCAAUCAGAUUGGCAUGGACAGGGCUGUUCCAAAGAAAAUAUUGGAAGUCAUGAAUGUGGACGGCCUCACUAGAGAGAAUGUUGCAAGUCAUCUGCAGAAGUACCGAAUCUACCUGAAGAAGCUCAGUGAGGGCAAACUCAAGAAUUCUAGUCCAUUUGCUGAUGGACCCAAAGCAUGGCGCUGUGACUCGGUGCCUGCUAAUAGCAAUACGAACGUAGUGGAAAGUUCCAAUCAUCAUCCAGAACUUGGUAGAUACCAGUCAGCCUCGUACUUUGUUGGCUCUCCGAGCUCAAGCAACGUUUUUGCAAGGAUGAACUCACCAUCUGCGUUUGGAGCAUACACUUUUCUGCCCACUCAGUCAGUACAGCUCAUGAGCUCCCAGAGAAACUUUGGCAUUCCUCGGCAGGACGCAGAACCAGUUAGCCAUGGUGUCAAUGUCAACCUGUCAGAUGCAAGCCAAUGCUUCCCUAAUAUAUCAAAUGGUGCGGUAUUCAACACAAGCAAACCUUCUGGUCCUUCUGGCAGCUCCUUCACAAAUAUAUCAAAUGGUGCGGAAUUCAACACAAGAAAACCUCUCUCUCUUGGUAUUUCUGGCAGUUCAAUUGGAAACACCUCAAGUGACAUUCCAACAUUGUCCUCGAGCAUGCACUUUCCUUCACACCGUUCUUGCAGCUCCUAUGCGAGCAUAUUGCGUGGCAAGAUUCUGGGGGCAAGCAGAGGUAUUCCUUUUGAAGACAUAGCAGAUGGUGAGAUGCUGGCCCCUUCCGGUCACUUACCGUUGCAGUGUCCUGAGUUCAACAAUCAGCCUUUGGUUCAGAUUCAAUCACCUUCUGCUGGACUAUUCAACCAAGUUGCAUGGGAGGCUGAUGCUGGUCAAUUUGCUGGACUUAUCAACUGCAGCAACUCCUGGAAAGCUGCUGCGCUGUCAAGGUUUCCUGAUCUUACUCACAAUGUUGGAAUGUCUAAUGGUCCAUCACAGGGGAACAUCAUCAAGAUGAACCAGUUAUCAAGACUUGCAGCCUCCUCUGGACAGAUUCCAACCUUUGGAAAUGAGUAUCAUAACCAAAUUGCAGGGAUCAUAGGGAAAACCGCACCAGCGUUAAGUUUCAGUGAGCAGGUGGCGCCAUUGAACUUUGGAAGCAACACACACUAUACUGCAAUGCCAAUUGGUAACUCAGAUCUAGGUAGUUCUUCAAGCACUAGACCUGCAUUGCCUAACCUUCAGAUAGACAAUUCUGUCAUGCCGACAGAGAUGCUGAAUGGUGAGGAUACAAGUGGCAACCUCCCUGAAGGUGGUACCAUUAAUCAGCAACCUGUUGGUGAUCAAGUGAUUAACAGCAAUGAGUUCCUCAUGGGAACAUGCGAGGUGCAGAAUGGAGCAAGUGGUGACCUGGAUGAUUUUUUGACUGACUGGGUUAAUGAAGAUUUCGUCAACAAUGGUGAUGCCUUCAGCGGUGGGGACUGGGACUUUGCCCCUUGA